Molecule: messenger RNA, 915 nt
Organism: Cucumis sativus (cucumber)
Lineage: Eukaryota; Viridiplantae; Streptophyta; Magnoliopsida; Cucurbitales; Cucurbitaceae
Product: vesicle transport protein SFT2B
Exons: 6
Coding region: 199-681 (160 amino acids)
Biological process (GO): vesicle-mediated transport
Cellular component (GO): membrane
Source: RefSeq, a predicted model, not a curated record
GUUUUGACUAAAAAUAAUUUUUAAUGCAAAAUUGUCGAAUUGAAAAAAAAAAACCAAAAUUAAAUGAAAUUAGGCAUUGAGAAAAAGAAAGUUGCUUUUUAUAGGGGAUUUUAGGAUUGUUUAUGGACGAUCAAUCACGAUUCCCCUGGUCGACACAAGACAACGUGAGCUGAACCCCAAUCCUGAAUUCCUUUCAAAAUGUGGAAGCUCAGCGAAGGCGUAUUUGUCGAUGAAGAGCGUAGUCAGAGCUUGUUGGAUGAAGAUUCAGAAGACCUAUGCUCUCUAACUGCUGUACAGAGACUGUACGCUUUUGGAGGCUGCUUGACCGGGGGCGUGGUUUGCAUGAUUUUGUCAUUACUUGUUUUUGCUAAGCCACUCAAACUUGCUGUACUUUUUGCAUUUGGCAAUGUUUUGGCAGUUGGAAGCACAACUUUCCUAUUUGGACCUAGGCAACAAAUAAGAAUGAUGUUUGAUUCUGUUCGUAUUCUUGCGACAGCUAUUUACCUAGGAUGUGUUGUUCUAGCUCUUAUAUGUGCUCUCUGGAUCCACAAUAAGAUAUUGACAGUGAUUGCAAUAAUAAGCGAGAUAUGUGCACUAAUAUGGUAUAGUUUGAGCUAUAUCCCUUUUGCCCGGAGGAUGGUCUCUCAAUUGAUGAUCCGAUUUUGUGAUACGGAACUAUAGACAAUGAAACAUGCGAUAAUGAUUGACGAUUCAAUGUUUCAAGAUCUGAGAUUGUUUUUUGUCUUGGUUUUUUUUCACAUUUUAGUGAGCACAACACCGGUUGGAGAUUUGUUUUUUUCUUAUUUUUUUUGGUCGAAGUUGAGUUUGUCUACAUAAAUGUAUAAUCCAAAAGUCAGUUCAAUGCUUGUGCUAAUUUUUUAAAUAUAAUAGCAUUCUUUUCAAAAUAUUACCUCA